GGUACCAGAGAUCGUCAUGUUCCUCGGCAACGGGUCUGACGGCGGAGCAGUGCGGUACUAUAGUGUCCACGGAGUUCCUGAAAGCGUUGGAAGAGGAGGAGAAGGGGUUUUUUAAAAGAAUGUUCCCUGGUAACAAAUAGUAAUGGCAGCUGUCUUGAAGCAUUUGCACCGUAGCUGUAGAACUUGGUAUCGGAACGUAUGCUGUAGGUUAUCGACCGUACCAGCAGUGCACCCUACAACCUCGGAUAAAGAGCUUCACGUUCCCGUCAUGGCUAAAGAGGUCAUUGAAAGCCUCCAGCCAGAAUCUGGACAGGUUUUGAUUGAUAUGACUUUUGGUGCAGGAGGUCAUAGUCUGAAACUUUUGCAGUCUGCCCCUAACAUCACUCUCAUCACGCUAGAUAGGGAUCCAGUAGCUCACGACAUUGCCCAAAACCUCGCAAGAGGUUUUCCAGGUCAAGUAGUGCCCCUGCUUGGGAAGUUCAGUGAGGUUCCAGAACUGCUCUCGGCUCACGGAAUCGAACAAAAUUGUGUCGAUGGGAUCCUGUUUGACUUGGGUUGUUCCUCCAUGCAGUUUGACGUGGCGGAAAGGGGCUUUUCGAUCAGCAAGAACGGACCCCUCGACAUGCGCAUGGACGGUGCUCGCGGUGGAGACGUGCCCACGGCUGCGGACGUGCUGGCCCAGGCAGACGAAGAGGACCUGGCGAGGAUAUUCAAAGUGUACGGCGAGGAGAAGAAAGCUAAGAAAAUAGCGCGUGCAGUCAUAGAGGCCAGGUACACUUUCAAGAAGCUGGAAACCACGUCGGAGCUCUCCGAGUUGGUGGCAGCCGUGUGCGGAGGAGACCACAGGCUAGACAAGCUCCAGCGACACUCGCACGCCGCGACUAAAACUUUCCAAGCACUCAGAAUAUUCGUCAACAACGAAGUGAAUGAACUUAACUAUGCUAUGAUAAUAGCCCAGGCUUAUCUCAAACCUCUGGGUAGGUUGGUUACUUUGACGUUUCAUUCGCUGGAAGAUCGCAUAGUCAAGAGACACUUGUCAGGAAAUGUCAGUGAGAAUGCUGUAAACCCUCUUCCACUCAGAUACUCAAACCCCUCUUUAUGUCAUGACCAAGAGACUGUCAGCUGCUUGUUUGAAUCAUGCUGGCAACCUGUGCAUAAACACGUUCUCACUCCAAGUGACGAUGAAGUAGAGGCCAACCCACGGAGUCGUUCGGCUAAACUGCGAGCUGCCAUAAAAAUGAAGGUCUAGUAAAUCUAUAUGUGAGGUAACCAUAAAAUCAUCUCUAUUGGAGCAACUAUUGUGAUGCUGUUUGUUCACGGUUGUUAAGUAAGUUUUAGUUUAACUUGGUAGUCAAUAAAAUAACUUUUAAAAA
Bacillus rossius redtenbacheri is the source of this 1373-nucleotide messenger RNA. Its product is annotated as probable methyltransferase-like protein 15 homolog. The transcript has a single exon. The record is from RefSeq and is a predicted model, not a curated record. Gene Ontology annotation, biological process: rRNA base methylation. The coding region runs from base 143 to 1249 and encodes 368 amino acids. NCBI's taxonomy places the organism in Eukaryota, Metazoa, Arthropoda, Insecta, Phasmatodea, Bacillidae. Gene Ontology annotation, molecular function: rRNA (cytosine-N4-)-methyltransferase activity.